Bacidia gigantensis is the source of this 1578-nucleotide messenger RNA. RefSeq lists its product as uncharacterized. The coding region runs from base 1 to 1578 and encodes 525 amino acids. The transcript is spliced from 3 exons. The record is from RefSeq and is a predicted model, not a curated record. Gene Ontology annotation, molecular function: triacylglycerol lipase activity. NCBI's taxonomy places the organism in Eukaryota, Fungi, Ascomycota, Lecanoromycetes, Lecanorales, Ramalinaceae. Gene Ontology annotation, biological process: triglyceride catabolic process.
AUGCUAGUCGGAGCACUUCUCUGCUCCAUCGCUAAUGCCCUCACUAUCAAGAACCACCCUCUGCCUCGAGAUCUCAUCCGCCGAGCCAAGAUCGACGAUCAAUUCACACCGCAUGGCGGAACAUUCAACUGGUAUGCCAUGGGAGAUUCGUAUACCGCAGGUCCAGGAGCGGGCGGCCUCCAUCCAAGCAACAAAGGGAAAUGCGUUCGAUCUCUAGGAUCUUACGGUCCCCAGCUCCAAGAUGAUUGGGUGUACAACCAGCCCAACGACUUGACCUUCCUUGCGUGUACUGGCGACAUUACAGACGACCUGAUCAAGACGCAGCUGCCGGAGAUCAGCAGCGAACCGCCCUCCGAUCUCACCAUUCUCACCAUUGGUGGCAAUGACAUCGGAUUCGCUAACAUUGCAGAGUCAUGUCUCGUUGGCCGAAUUGGUACAGAAGAUUGUGACAGUCUGAUCAAAAAGGCCCGGGACACGAUGGAAAGCGAAUCCUUCAAAAUCAACAUGAACAAGACCUACGACGGCAUCUUCGCCCAAAUGCCCAAAGACUUCCACUAUCAAAUUCUGCACCUUGGCUACUCGCGCUUUUUCAACGCCGACGACGGCAGCACCUGGUGCAAUGACCAGAGCUUUGGCAAACUCGGCGUCUCGCGCAUCCCCAUGCCCAAACUAACGCUCGAGCUCCGCCGCAAGAUGAACCAGCUGUCUGACGACUUCAAUACCAAGCUCCAGUUACUCACCUUCGCUUACGCCAACAAUAAAAUGAACUUCCCGGACCGAGGGACCGCCGUAGGCAACGGCUGGGUCCGAAACCGCCUCUGGUUCGGCAACGUCGACGGCCACAGCCAAAGCUUCCAGGGGCACCGAUUCUGCGAGCCGGGCGACGAAGACCCGAAGUUCGGCCUGCCCACCCAAUGGGUCUUCGGCGUAUGGGGUCCCCAGAACGACGUCGGGCCCGACGACGGCAACAGAGCCGCGACCAGCAACGGCGAAGUGGGCGCCGAAGCCUUCGCGCACAUCGACGCCACGGCGUGCAAGAACGAUCCCAGUUACAACAACGACCCGGCCUUUCAAUGGGACUGCGACAUGGCGGGCAUCUACGCCGAUCCGGCUAACGACCACAACGCGAAGACGAUCCCCGGAUUGGACUUCACACGGAGCUUCCAUCCCAAAACCCGCGGCUUCACCUCCAUCAAAGACUUCAUCCAACGAUCGAUGAGGUCGAUACGAAAGGCGCCGGCGGCGGGAGCUUGCAUUGCCAACCCCGACCCGAACACCAUCGGCGCCGAUGACAUGUCUACUCUUAUGGAUAACGUUCGCGCGAACUUCCACCUUCCCGAUGCCCCGAGUGGCUGGCCUGCGAGUCUUUGCGCCUCAAUGUCCGGCACCGCCACCGUGUAUACAGAUUCGCUGCCGACGCCGGCCCCGAGUGCCGCUCAGGCCGGGUGCCAGUUCACGGGCGAUCCGCUGACGGGGGGCUGUAAGUGCUCGGAUGGCUCGACGCCGGCGAGAGAUGAGGAUAAUAGAUGCUGUUUGUAUAAUCAGCCUGGCGGAGAUCAAUGCUUUAGCAAUGGGUAA